AUGUUCACUGACAACAGCAGUCAGACGAAAUACGGUGAUGGCAACUCGGCAGACGAUAAGAACACCUCGGUCUCGGCGUGCUUGACAGAGCGAACAUCACCAGCAUGGCAGCAACCUCCCGACCAACCAUGGUACGAGCUCCGAACCUCACCCGGCAAGGGCAUCGGGGCAUUCGCAACACGGCGGAUCCCAAAGUACACGCGCGUGUUAGUCGAAGCACCCCAGUUCGUCGUCGUGCCUCCAGGGCCAACGCGCUCAUCUUCAACGACAUCACCCUCGUUUGCGCCGCGGACGUCCAGCGGCGGAGACAUUGUGUCCCAGAUCCAAACCAGCUUCGAGAGGUUGUCACCCGCCAACCAAGCAAUCUUCGAGGCAUGCCACGAGCAUCGCUUUCCCGGCGAGCCGGACAGCGGCCGUGCGUUUUAUAUUUUCCGCAGCAACGCGUUCAGCAUCGUGCCUGUCGAUGUGCGAGACACUGGUCGCUGGGGCAUGCACUGGGGCAUGUUCCCUCGCAUGGCGCGGCUCAACCACUCCUGCAGGCCCAAUGUGGCCAAUCUGUGGGUACCGGAGUAUUACUGCGGCGGCGGCAAUGGCGACGGCGACGGAGACACAGCUCGAGGACACCAUGUCGUCUGGGCCACUCGGGACAUCGCACCGGGCGAAGAGCUGCUGAUCAGCUACGUCAGCCUACUGCAAGACACGGAGGCGCGGCAGCGCAGCCUCAUCCAGUUUGGUUUUCGUUGCGACUGCUGUGUCUGCAGCAUGGCGCAGGACGGCAACACGAGCCCAGAUGAUCAGCGCGUGAAGAUUGGUCACCUGCUGCGACGGAUCCAGGACGUUGUCUGCAACAAGGAAGAGCCUAAGGGGGGCGAUAUUGAAGACAUGGCCAUGUUGUUCUGUCUACUGAAAAGCGACGAUGGCGGCCUUGCUGGCUACUUGCCCCGGGCAUACCGCGUGGUUGCAGCACUGGGCCAUCUCGCUAUGGAAAUCAGCAUCACCAGCACCGACAUUUGGCGGAUACAGUCGUGGGAAGCGGAAGAACAAGAGCUUGUUCAUAGUAUACUAUCGACAGACGGUGGUUGA
Molecule: messenger RNA, 1083 nt
Organism: Sporothrix brasiliensis 5110
Lineage: Eukaryota; Fungi; Ascomycota; Sordariomycetes; Ophiostomatales; Ophiostomataceae
Exons: 1
Coding region: 1-1083 (360 amino acids)
Molecular function (GO): protein binding
Source: RefSeq, a predicted model, not a curated record